Messenger RNA from Haliotis rufescens (red abalone), 837 nucleotides. RefSeq names its product deoxycytidylate deaminase-like. The record is from RefSeq and is a predicted model, not a curated record. Gene Ontology annotation, cellular component: cytoplasm. NCBI's taxonomy places the organism in Eukaryota, Metazoa, Mollusca, Gastropoda, Lepetellida, Haliotidae. The transcript has 2 exons. Gene Ontology annotation, biological process: dTMP biosynthetic process; dUMP biosynthetic process. The coding region runs from base 395 to 625 and encodes 76 amino acids. Gene Ontology annotation, molecular function: dCMP deaminase activity.
UCUGUUUAUUUAUUGUUCAAGCAUGCAAUACCAAGGGCAAGAGAGUGUAUAUAAUGCAAGCAUAUCACACAAAAGAAACGUGACAAUUACGUCCAAUGAAGUGCAAUAACCCUAUCAGGGCUUGCUAUCAGGGGAUACAUUCAGGGCAUGCUAUCAGGGCAUGCUAUCACAGAGCCUGACCGUAUUAUUGUAUAACAUGGCUGGAAGAGAGGAGUGAGAUUGAGCAGAAAGUGGAUUAUUGUGAAAAGGGAACAGUUCUAGUCACUUCUUAUUAUGAAAGUAUUCAUUUCCAGUCUGCCACGCUGAACUGAACGCCAUACUGAACAGGUUCUCUGCUGACUUGAAAGGCUGCACGAUUUUCGUGACUCUGUUCCCAUGUAACCACUGCACCCAGAUGAUCAUUCAGUCUGGAAUCCAUGAGGUUGUCUACUUGUCAGAUGAGAAAAAGGAAAAGGAUGAGGUGAAAGCAUCAAAGAUACUUCUGGAGAUGGCGGAUGUCAAAUACAGAGCAUAUGAAGGAAAGAUGGACCCAAUCAAGAUACAGUUUGCUCCAGGCUCCACUGAUAAUGUGGACCCAGUCCAGGAACAGCUUCUUCCAAGUUCCACUGAUGAUAGUGAUUACUGAAGUGUUGCGAGGUGAAUUUGUAUGUGAACUGCUGUCUCAGUCUUAGAUUCAUGGGCCACUCACUGAUCACAUUCUUCAAGUUUGUAAAAGCUGACUUUACUGAUUGUAACCAGACACAAACGUAGCAUCUUUUGCUUCAUCGUGCACAAAUUUUACUGAUUUCCAGCAUCCAUCCUCCCCGAGAAGGUGGUUAUCCUCCUAAUAUACUUUUU